This is a messenger RNA of Aedes aegypti (yellow fever mosquito), 2202 nucleotides long. Its product is annotated as lamin Dm0. The record is from RefSeq and is a predicted model, not a curated record. NCBI's taxonomy places the organism in Eukaryota, Metazoa, Arthropoda, Insecta, Diptera, Culicidae. The transcript is spliced from 2 exons. Bases 298 to 1980 code for a protein of 560 amino acids.
GUUCAUCUCAAUAAUGUAUAGAAGCGCGCUACUUCAGUGCAUUGUAAGCCAUGAGUGAGCGAACUGUACAAGCCGUACAAACUGUAUAAAUGUGAUUAUCAUUGGCUGAUUAAAAUUUAAUAGAUCGUAACGAUUCACGAUCCAGGAAAUAUUUGCUUCAACGAUAUCGUUGCCAAUUGCCGCUUGGUACCGUUUAACAAUACCGAACCAUCUAUCCCAUACAACUUGGGUGCACGUGAUUGGCGUCAGCAUCGAUCAGUUUUGGCGCCUGAUUGUUUGGCAAACAAGCGCACCAACAUGUCGAGUAAAUCGAAAAAGUCCGCGGCCAAACCGACUUCGACGUCCGGUGCUCAGUCGGUGUCCUCGUCCGCUUCUUCCGUGUCCAGCAUGACGGAAUCCUCGGAAACCGCCCUCAGUCCAUCGCGCCGCAGUCGAUUACACGAGAAGAACAGUCUCAUGAACCUGAACGACCGUCUUGCGUGCUACAUUGAACGCGUUCGCUUUUUGGAACAAGAAAACUCAAAACUGUCGCUGGAGUUAUCCUCCUGCCAGGAAACAGCCCUCCGCGAGGUGGCCAAUCUCAAGGCGAUCUACGAGAACGAACUUGCCGAUGCGAGGAAACUUCUCGACGAAACUGCACGCGAUAAGGCCAAGGUCGAAAUCGACGCCAAACGGUACUGGGAAGAAAACGAUCAACUGAGGGUGAAGCUGAACAAAAAGAUCAAAGAACUGACUGAGGUAGAUAAGGAUGCCCGUGCAAACGAGGCGAGAUGUAUCGAGCUGACGGCAAACUACAACAGCGUUUGCUCUGAGAAGAAAAAACUUCAGGAAGAGUUACGAGAAACAGAUUUGGAAGCGGCAAAGUUGCGGAAGUUAUUCGAAUCCAUGCGAAAGGAUCUUGAGCAUGAAACAUUGAUCCGAGUAGAUUUGGAAAACAACAUCCAAAGUCUUCGCGAAGAGCUUACAUUCAAGGAUCAAGUUCACAGUCAAGAACUUUCAGAGAGUAAAAUGCGGCGGCAGACCGAAAUCAGCGAAAUAGACGGAUAUCUCAUGGACCAGUAUGAAACUAAGAUGCAACAGACUCUACAGGAGCUUCGCGAUCAAUACGAGACUCAACUGAGCAUGAACCGUGAUGAGAUGUCCGAACUGUACGAUACUCGCAUUCAGAAUUUGGAAAGCCGUCUUGCCCAAGAACGCGUCCAACACGAAGAGGAGCGUCUAAAACUCGAAAAGGAGCUGAAUCGACUGCGGGAUGAGAUGACUGUCCAGCUCAAGGAAUACCAAGAUCUUAUGGAUAUUAAGAUCUCGUUGGAUAUGGAGAUAGCAGCAUACGAUCGGUUGCUAUCCUCGGAAGAAACUCGCCUCAACAUCACUCCCAGCGUCACCAGCACCACAUCUGCAGGAUUGAGCACUUCCUCGCGUCUGUUCCGCACUCCAUCCUACAAAAGAAAGCGCACAGCAAUGGACGAUUCUGUGGACUACUCCGUCACCUCUUCGGCCAAGGGAGACCUGGAGAUAUCCGAGUGUGACCCCGACGGAAAAUUCAUCAAAGUGCACAACAAGUCCAACCAAACACAGAAACUCGAUGGUUGUCAGAUAGUUCGCAAAACUGAAUCCACGGAAGUAACGUACAAAUUCCCUAAAGGAGCAAAACUUGAGGGCAGCUCAACGGUUACCGUUUGGUCGGCUUCUGCCAAUCACAAAGCCGAUCCACCGAGCAAUUUGGUUAUGAAGGGCCAAUCAUGGGCCACGGGGGACAACGUGAGCACCCGCCUACUGGACCAGGAUGGCGAAGAGGUGGCACAUGCCGAGCGGAUCAAAAUGAAAGCGGCGGCUGGUUCGGCUGGACCCAAGGAUAAGUACUUUCUCGAAGAAGGAGGUGCCAGGCUUGGAGUCAGUCGAUCCGGUAGCUUACGAUCGCCAGGACCAUCGCGAGUCGGUCAAGAGGAUAAAUACGAUGAAAGGUGUGCAAUGAUGUAAGCUUACUAGGAAGGCGUUUAUCGUUAGGAUUAAACACGUAUUUUUUUUUUUGUAUUUUUGCAAGUUAAAUGUAAAAGUGAAAUGCUUCAAGGUAGCGUGUGGAUGUAUUUUUUUGUAAAUUAAGAGAAGAUUUAAAAUAAAAUUGCAUAAUUUUAUGAUCAGUAAAUAAAUGGAAACGCAUAUAAGCAACGAAUAAAAUUACUAGAGGAGCUUACAAUCAAA